CCUUCCUCCGAUAGACGUGAAAGCCCAAAUGUUACACGUGUGACAGCCUCAGAUUAGUUAGUAAGAACUCACUGAAGCGAAUAGGGUCACAGAAAAGUCAUAUCCAGUCAAUGUGAGGGAAUCAUUGGUUUCCUGUAUACGUCGGUUACUCUUAUUCGCAGCGUGCUCCAAACAGGAAGUCGCUUUACUUUUGUGUAUUUUUGUCUUGUAUCGGCUUUUUGUACAUCGUGAACAUGCAAGCAAUAAGAAACUACUUUCGUCCAUGGUCAUCUGAUGCGAAACUGUAUGACAAAACUGCUGUGAUUACUGGAGCCAAUACAGGAAUCGGAAAAGAAACUGCCAUCGAUUUGGCUAAGAGAGGUGCUCGCGUUAUCAUGGGUUGCAGGGAUAUGGAAAAAGCCGAUGCAGCUCUCAAAGAGAUCAUCAAACUUUCUGGAAAUCAGAAUAUCAUCAGUAAAAAACUUGACCUAGCUGACUCCAAGUCUAUUAAAGAAUUUGCCCAGGCUGUCAACAGUGAGGAGAAACAAGUCAAUAUCCUGAUAAACAAUGCUGGUGUGAUGGUAUGUCCAUAUGGCAAAACAGCAGAUGGAUUUGAAAUGCAAAUUGGUGUCAACCACAUGGGUCACUUCCUAUUGACAUUUUUGUUAAUUGACCUUAUCAAAAGAUCAACUCCAGCUCGCAUCAUCAACGUCUCGUCCAUGGCUCAUAAGUGGGGGAACAUUAAUCUGGAUGAUAUUAACAGUGAGAAGAGCUAUGAUAAGUCAAAAGCUUACAGUCAGAGCAAACUGGCCAAUGUGCUCUUUACUCGCUCCUUAGCUAAAAAACUACAAGGUACGGGUGUAACAGUGUAUGCAGUCCACCCAGGUGUAGUGCAGACAGAACUGUGGAGACACUUGAGUGGACCCCAGCAAGCAGCCAUGUGUUUAAUCAGGCCCAUUACCAAGACACCAGUGCAGGGAGCCCAAACCACCAUCUACUGUUCUGUAGCUCCAGAACUGGAGACAGAGACUGGCAAGUAUUACAGUGACUGUGCAUCUGCAAGCUGCUCUAAUGUUGCUAUGGAUGAUGAUAUGGCACAGCGGCUCUGGGAUCUCAGCUGCCAGAUGCUCAAUAUAAUGUGGGAUUAAAAUUACUCUGGAGGCCUUUGGUGUUGGCAGGUUUUUUUGGAAUGAGCCAAGAAAUGAGCAUCUUAGUACUGUUUUCCCUAUAUCCAGCCCUGGGUUGACCCUAAUACUACAUUCAUUCAUGCUUUUCCUGUUGUUAUGCACCCGUUCAUGAAGGGUUUGAUAAUGUCAGUCCUGCUCAAUGUAAUGAACACUAUUCUUUAAGUCUUUUGAUUCAAAGGUUCCCACUCCUGUUUUCUUUCUUUCUCUCUCUCUCUCUCUCUCUCUCUCUCUCUCUCUCUAAUGCUCUUACUCCCUGUCUCUGAAUUAAUGAUAGCUAUUUUAUUAGUCAUAUGAAUAAUGAGUAAAAAUUAUAGUACACACAAAACAUUUUUUUAAAUAUUUGGAUGAAUGUCUUCUUAUAGUCUUUCAUACUUCUGAUAUGUGCAAGACAGUUGUAGCCAAAUAUUUAAACCUAAGUUUACUUUAAUUGUCCUACAAAGUAUGGCCUAUCUACACUGAGAUGACAGAGGUUUUCCUAUUAUUCCUUAUAAAGGUGGAGUGUUUCAAAUCAAGUGCAUAGACAUCUUAAUGCAAAUAACUACAUUUAUAGACCUGUUCUGAAAUAGGUAAGAACUGUGUCUAUGCAACCUCCAGAAACUGAAAUUUAUUUAUUUCUUUAACGCAUGUGUAGAGCAAUACGCAACAUUUAUAGCGAGCAGGAUGACGCAUUGUGGCUAAGUAAGGAAUUGCAGCAAACUGCGCACGUCGCCUUCACACGUAACGGUACGUGUUAAACUUAUGAGCACCGUGAAUACUGCAUCUAGGCUACUUAUUCAUGAAAACAGUCGUCUGAUGUGUUUACCUACUUCUGUAGACCAGUUAAUGAGCCUGUUUCUAUUGUUCAUAUUUACUGAUCCUGUGGAUGACGUUAGUGUGGCAUUCAUUCGCCACACUUACCUACAACCAAGCAAAACCCAAAUCAAAUUUAUAGCAUUCAAUUUGUUAGUUAAUUCUUCGAAUUAAAUAUCUCGUAAUGGGUUGGUAAUAGUUGGGGGGAAAUUACAUGUUUAAAACGACUGUAAAUCAAUUGCACAUAUUCACAUAUUUCUAAAAUAAUUUAAGUGGAUAGACACCGGGCAAUAGCUGUCCACUCACAGGUCUUAAAGGCCCUUGUAUUUUUGCCACAGCUUCCUGAGGGAACUGGCUGAUACGGCGGAGAGCUUAAAGUCAAAUUAAAGCGCCACCUUUCCAGCAAGGCUGAAGCUCGCCAGCUUCUUAUUCGAGUUUUCCGUUCCAUAAAUAAUUCUACAGUUGCCGCCUGCAGAUGGAGUAUUUUUACAAGCUGAAAAUAAAUCUGUAUUCAAUGUAACGCCUUCAAAUAAAUCCA
This is a messenger RNA of Electrophorus electricus (electric eel), 2493 nucleotides long. NCBI's taxonomy places the organism in Eukaryota, Metazoa, Chordata, Actinopteri, Gymnotiformes, Gymnotidae. The record is from RefSeq and is a predicted model, not a curated record.